Triticum turgidum subsp. durum (durum wheat) is the source of this 282-nucleotide messenger RNA. Lineage: Eukaryota; Viridiplantae; Streptophyta; Magnoliopsida; Poales; Poaceae. The record is from the annotation of a GenBank genome assembly.
AUGGCAGCAGGCGUGCCCGAGGUCGGAGGAGAUGAAGGAGCAACGGCGUUUGGUGCAGGUGGCGUAGCUGUUGCGGACCGACUGGAACAGAGGAAGGAAGGGGUCCGGGGGAUGGAGGGGAUCACACCCGACCGCGCUGGGCACCGAGCAGAGAUAGGGAGUAGCAAGUGGAGUCAGAAGCGGGGCAAGGAGAGGGAUGCAUCGCCGGGGCGGGUCGAUCCAGGAGGGGCUCCCAUGGGGGCCAUCGCGCGGAGCGGUUCUCCGGCGAAUGAAUGGCGAUGA